AGCUACGGAGCCGGAGGCGGCCGCGAUCCCUGGGGGCGGCUGAGGGGGGCCGGGCCGGGGUUUAGUGGGAACCAAGCGGCGCGACGGAGAUCCGGCGGCGCCGUGCGGGACGGCGAGGCUGGGCACUGCGAUGUUGGCGUGCUCGGCGCAGACAGAGCUGUGAUCUGGUCCUCCUUUCAGCUGAGGAGUCUGCACACCAUGGCAAGCCCCACUCUGAGCCCCGAUUCCUCAUCCCAAGAGGCCCUGUCGGCCCCCACCUGUUCCCCCACCUCUGACUCUGAGAACCUCAGUCCAGAUGAGCUGGAGUUGCUGGCCAAGCUCGAAGAACAGAACAGGCUCCUGGAAGCUGACUCUAAGUCCAUGCGCUCCAUGAAUGGCUCUCGGAGGAACAGCGGCUCCUCACUGGUGUCCAGUUCCUCAGCCUCCUCCAACCUGAGCCACCUAGAGGAGGACACAUGGAUCCUGUGGGGCCGCAUCGCCAAUGAGUGGGAGGAAUGGCGGCGGCGGAAGGAGAAACUACUCAAGGAGCUGAUCCGCAAGGGCAUCCCACACCACUUCCGGGCCAUUGUGUGGCAGCUCCUCUGCAGUGCUACAGACAUGCCAGUGAAGAACCAGUACUCAGAGCUGCUCAAAAUGUCCUCACCAUGUGAGAAAUUGAUCCGUAGGGAUAUCGCCCGCACAUACCCAGAGCAUGAGUUCUUCAAAGGCCAGGAUAGCCUGGGCCAGGAAGUCCUCUUCAAUGUCAUGAAGGCAUACUCCCUGGUAGACCGGGAGGUGGGCUAUUGCCAAGGCAGUGCCUUCAUUGUGGGCUUACUUCUGAUGCAGAUGCCUGAGGAGGAGGCCUUCUGUGUGUUUGUCCGGCUAAUGCAAGAGUACCGGCUACGGGAGCUCUUCAAGCCCAGCAUGGCUGAGCUGGGACUCUGCAUCUACCAGUUUGAGUACAUGCUACAGGAGCAGCUCCCGGAUCUGAACGCCCACUUCCGCUCACAGAGUUUCCACACAUCCAUGUAUGCAUCGUCCUGGUUCCUCACACUCUUCCUCACCACCUUCCCCCUGCCUGUUGCUACCCGGGUUUUUGAUAUCUUCAUGUAUGAGGGGCUGGAAAUCGUGUUCAGAGUGGGCCUUGCCCUGCUGCAGGUGAACCAGAUGGAGCUGAUGCAGCUGGAUAUGGAGGGCAUGUCCCAGUACUUCCAGAGAGUUAUCCCCCAUCAGUUUGACAGCUGCCCAGACAAGUUGGUCCUCAAGGCCUACCAGGUCAAGUACAACCCCAAGAAGAUGAAGAGGUUGGAGAAGGAGUAUGCAGCUAUGAAGAGCAAGGAGAUGGAAGAACAGAUAGAGAUCAAAAGGCUUCGGACAGAGAACCGGCUGCUCAAACAGCGGAUUGAGACCCUAGAGAAGGAGAGCGCUGCUCUGGCUGAUAGGUUAAUCCAGGGACAGGUGACGCGGGCACAGGAGGCCGAGGAGAACUAUGUUAUCAAGCGGGAGCUGGCAGUGGUGAGGCAGCAGUGCAGUUCUGCAGCAGAGGACCUGCAGAAAGCUCAAAGCACCAUCAGGCAGCUGCAGGAGCAGCAGGAGAACCCGCGCCUCAGUGAGGACUUUGUGGCCCACCUGGAGACACAGUUAGAGCAGUCUCGGCUUCGGGAGACAGAGACACUGGGGGCCCUGCGGGAGAUGCAAGACAAAGUUCUGGACAUGGAAAAGAGAAACAGCUCGCUGCCUGAUGAGAACAACGUGGCCAGACUGCAGGAGGAGCUCAGGGCGCUCAAGGUGCGGGAGGGCGAAGCCGUAGCCUCGGCAAGAGAGCUGAAGCUACAGCUGCAGGAGCUCUCAGACACCUGGCAGGCCCAUCUUUCCCGUGGCGGCCGCUGGAAGGAGUCCCCGAGAAAGCUGGUCCUGGGCGAACUGCAGGAUGAGCUAAUGAGUGUGCGUUUGCGCGAAGCGCAGGCCCUGGCUGAGGGCCGCGAGCUGCGGCAGCGUGUGGUGGAACUCGAGACGCAGGACAACAUCCACCGUAACCUACUGAACCGCGUGGAGGCGGAGCGCGCAGCAUUGCAGGAGAAACUGCAAUACCUGGGUGCGCAGAACAAAGGGCUCCAGACACAACUCAGUGAAAGCCGCCGCAAACAGGCAGAGGCCGAAUGCAAGAGCAAGGAAGAGGUGAUGGCUGUGCGACUGCGGGAAGCAGACAGCAUGGCGGCUGUAGCUGAGAUGCGGCAGCGCAUCGCAGAGCUAGAGAUCCAGAGGGAGGAGGGCCGCAUCCAGGGCCAGCUGAACCACUCAGAUUCGUCGCAGUACAUCCGCGAGCUCAAGGACCAGAUCGAGGAGUUGAAGGCUGAGGUCUUCCUGCCCCAGGUGCGACUACUGAAGGGCCCACCGCCCUUCAAGGACCCGCUGGCUUUUGAUGGGCUGAGUCUGACAAGGCACCUGGAUGAGGACUCUCUGCCUUCAUCAGAUGAAGAGCUGCUAAGCAGUGUGGGAGCAGCCCUGCAGGACCCUCUUUACCCUUUAUCUCCCCGGGAUGCACGCUUCUUCCACCGUCUGGAGCGGCCAGCAAAGGACAGCGAGGGCAGUUCAGAUAGUGAUGUGGAUGAGCUGGCCACAUCUUAUAGCCAGGGCCUGGAUAACUGAGGCCUGGAGCCCCGCCCUGGGAGCCAGGAGGCUGCAACCAACGUGUGCUGCUGGGAGAGGGUGAUAGGUAGCUGCCUUGUGCUCUGUACUAAGGGACUCCAAGUCUGGAUGGCUUUGCCCGUCUAAAGGUCAAAGAGACAGCGCCCAUAGGGCAGAGCCUACCUGCAGGUUCUCCUUCCAAAGCAGUGUCUACCCAUCAUGGUCCAUACCACUCUAGGCCCUCCUGUGUUCAGGGGAUGCCUCAGCUAGUUAUCUGGAGUGUCUGCCCUGCUAACAGCAAGAAGGAGGUCCCAGGCCUGGCUAGCAGGAAGCUCCCUCCUAUCUCCUCUGGGAUCAGGGUGGCCCAGUUGGGGAGGGCUGGGGAGCUAGAAGAAGUGUGAGAAAAAAAGAGGCAUUUCUGGAUUGAAUUUGAGCACCCCACAGACAGGCUCUUGGGACACAGCUUGACCAGCCAGCCUCCUGACCACCAGAGACAGAUGGACAGGCUAGGCUUUCCUGCCUGGUGCAGGGAUCAUAGGUCCUGUAGCAGAAACCAAAGCCCCCCAUCCUGUGUGCAAGGGCCACCUGGGGUGUGAGUGGCCAUUGGGAACCAGCUCAGGCCUGGGCAGUGUCUCCCUGCUUCUCUGGAGCUAAAGAAGCUUGGAAGAGACCCUGCUCCCUAGAGCCCCAUCUUCCUUUGGAAGAUACUAAUAUCACUAAUCUUAGCCAGUGAUGGAAGAUGACUUUUUCCUUGGGAGUCCUCAGCCUCCAUGCUCUUCCUUUUUGUGUCCCAAGCCCCACCUUCAGGCCACGGUUAGGUCCCAAGGGUUGAACUUCUGGAUAGAGUUGCCUCCACUCACAGUGGUCCCAUGGUAUCUGUCCAGUAAGAAUGGUGAGAAUGGUGCCAAAGUCCAACAACAGCCCCCCAGGCCUCUUUCUCUCCUAUCCCCUGCAUCUUGGGACCCUCAGGGCUGACCUUCUCAGUGCUCCUGGAGCCAUGAGUAAAAGUAAAGUAGUGUCACAAGCAGUUCCCCAAGGCUUCCUGAGGUGGGGACCCUAACUCAGUUUCCUUUCCCAAUUGCCCACUCUUCAGUGUUACAAAGCCUGGGGACCAAAGGGCACCCAUGGAGCCCUCUCAUAUGUUCCCCACACUGCCCACCACCAUUUUUACACACUGCCUGUUCACACCACAUGUUGCCCAGGCAGGAAAGAUGGAAAAUAAAGUGUAUUUACACAGUCACAGAUAAGGGAUGCUGAGUGGGGUAAGACUGAGGGUGGGAAGAAUUACAGCAAUUAAAUGCCUAGCCCCUGGUCUAGCAACUUAACUGAGGAGCCAAGUAAUCAUCAUUGCCCUGAGAAGUGUCCCAUAUUCUAAUGGAGUGGCAGAUGGGACAGGUAAAGGACAUCAGAUGGUUGGUUUGAGAAAAAAGUUCAAGAGGGAGUUAGUAAAGGGGAUGGGGUAUGAUUAAGAAUGGCAGCUUUGAGGCUGAAGAGAUGGCCUAGCAGUUAAAGGUAUUUGUUUACAAGCCUGUGAGUUCCAUCCUCUCCAGAAUCCCCCUGAAAAGCUUGGCACCAAGUGGCCUAUGGUAUCUAUAAUCGUAACUCCUAUGGCAAUGGGAGGUAGAGCCAGGAGAAUCCCAAAGCUCACAAGCAGCAGUGGCAAGACAGCCCUGUCUCAAAAGAAAAAAAAAAAACAA
Molecule: messenger RNA, 4304 nt
Organism: Jaculus jaculus (lesser Egyptian jerboa)
Lineage: Eukaryota; Metazoa; Chordata; Mammalia; Rodentia; Dipodidae
Gene: Evi5l
Product: ecotropic viral integration site 5 like
Exons: 20
Coding region: 199-2628 (809 amino acids)
Source: RefSeq, a predicted model, not a curated record